CUUAAAUAAAACGCUGGCUGGAAUGAAUUGCACAUUGUGAUUUAGUGCAUCAAUCAUGUUGGCAGCUAACGGAGCUCAACAAGCUGGUUUGGUGAACUUCUUGCAGUAUCUCGUGUCUUCGUACUUUUUAAGUGACACGUUCUGUACGGUGAUUUACUACGAUCGAAUCUUGACAAGCGUUCAGCAUGGAUGCGAUCAAUAUUGUGCUUUUCUUAUGGGUUUAGAAAUUGCAUUGGCUGGUUUAAAUGGCGAGCAACGUUCGGUGAUGUGGAUUACGGCUGAAUCAGGAGAGGAAGCUGUGAAGCUGGAAUAUGCAAUUGAGGAGGGAUGCCAGUCGUUCAUUGUUAUAACAAGAGAUGUGAUGAAUUUUUUAAAGUUAAAACUUGACUUGAAAGAAACAUCUACGCAGAGAAUGCGUGAUAAAAAUUUGUUGAUUUAUUACGAAAAUAAUACUAUGCUAGAUAGCAGUGAUAUAACAAGAGAAAUACUAAAUUUCUAUCCCAAUCUUUGGUUCCUUGUUCAAACUGACGACGAAAACUUCGAUGUUUAUACCCAAAACUAUACCGUUAAUUCCACGGAUGUACAUUUGGUUGAUAGUUAUAACAUCAUAAAACAAUCAUUCAACAGCGACGGUCAUCUUUUUUACGAUAAACUGUACAAUUUGCAUGGCCGAAUAGUCACUGUGGGUGUGACAGAAUAUACUCCAUAUUGUGUGACGACCAAAACAGAUGUAAAUCAAGGAAACGCAGAUGCCUUCAACUCGAGUUUAGCGAAAGAACUUCUUGUCCGAGGCACCGAGGGCAUUUUAAUUGUUGAAUUUUGCAAAAUAAGAAAUUGUAACCUUCGAGUAUGGCCAUAUGGACCAAGCGAUUGGGGUGAUAUCUACGCUAACGGUUCCGGUUACGGUGAAAUUUUUUCAACCUACUCAAAACAAACAGAAUUUGCGAUCUGUUGUUUGUACUACAAUUGGUUUCUCCAUCUUUUGGAUGGCAGUCAGUACAUAGCCAAAUCAACUGUAACCGUCAUGGUUCCGGGAGCUAGACUACUUCCGAUGUCCUUGACUGUCAUAUAUCCAUUUUCCGGUACGGUAUGGCUUUCCAUUUUCAUAAUGCUACUAGUAACGACGGCCAUUCAUCACUUGAUAACCAGCUUAAAUCUCAAGCACGAUGACAAGUCAGUUCGGCCGCCGAUUGCGAAAUCGAUUUUCGACAUGAUUUCAAUUUAUCUGGACCAAGGGAUUUUUCCAAAUUCCGUUUCCUCCUCCUAUCGCUGGUUGGUAUCAUUCAUUCUCCUAUCAGGGGUCGUAAUAAGCAACAGUUACUCCAGCGGCUUGGCCAGUGUUUUGACGGUACCAAAAUAUGGAAAAUCAAUCGAAACUAUUGAUGAUUUUGUUCAAACUCCGUUCCGGUGGGGAGCACCAGCUAUUGCUUGGGUUCUAUCCUUGUACGGGGCGGAUUCGUAUGACAUCCAGAAAGUUGUGGAAAAAUUCGACAUUGUUGCUGACGAAGACGCACUCUACCAGCGUUCUCUUGCAGGAGACUACGGAGUUGGAGUUGAAUUGUUGAACGGUGGAAAUUACGCUUACGGAUCCUUCAUUCGAGAGGACAAUGUUAGAAGCUUUGACAUCUUAAAGGAAGAACUGUACUAUACGUACACCAUUGGAUAUUCACAACGUGGUUGGCCCCUAAUGGAGUACUUCAAUAAGUUUAACUUGGAAGCAAUUCAGCAUGGGUUCCUCAUAUUUUGGGAAGAACAAGCAAUACGAAACUUUACCGCUUUUAAUGUGGAACAAACUUUGCUGGAAAUUGCCAAGGGUCACAAUGAGAAGGAGGAGUUGAAACCUUUAACUGUAAAGCAUGUUUUAGGAUCGCUGUGGAUCUUGAUGAUAGGUUCAAUCGCAUCAACAGCUGUGUUCCUAUGCGAACUUUUGUGGUAUUUUUUGCAAAAGUAUAGGGAUAGAAAAACAUAACCGAAACGAGAAAGAUUGAACAAUCUUCAGUUGAAAUACACCAGACGGUUGAAAUGAAAUUGAAAAUAUUAAAAUAUCAUAGAAGAAAGCAAUAUUGCAUGAUGAAU
Messenger RNA from Wyeomyia smithii (pitcher-plant mosquito), 2076 nucleotides. RefSeq lists its product as uncharacterized. Gene Ontology annotation, molecular function: ligand-gated monoatomic ion channel activity. The record is from RefSeq and is a predicted model, not a curated record. Gene Ontology annotation, cellular component: membrane. The transcript is spliced from 8 exons. NCBI's taxonomy places the organism in Eukaryota, Metazoa, Arthropoda, Insecta, Diptera, Culicidae. Bases 56 to 1969 code for a protein of 637 amino acids.